This is a messenger RNA of Phlebotomus argentipes, 1242 nucleotides long. Its product is annotated as guanine nucleotide-binding protein subunit beta-1-like. Bases 179 to 1201 code for a protein of 340 amino acids. The record is from RefSeq and is a predicted model, not a curated record. Gene Ontology annotation, biological process: G protein-coupled receptor signaling pathway. The transcript has a single exon. Gene Ontology annotation, molecular function: protein binding; signaling receptor complex adaptor activity. NCBI's taxonomy places the organism in Eukaryota, Metazoa, Arthropoda, Insecta, Diptera, Psychodidae. Gene Ontology annotation, cellular component: heterotrimeric G-protein complex; cytoplasm.
GGCGGACGUGUCGUGCAAGCGUCCCGCGGACGUGAGCUCUUCCGCGUAGAGUGCGGAAGCUGCGCAGUGGGGUCGAGUGAAAAAGGGCGGCGGUGUCAAAAUCGAUCGUGUUUUCGCAAGAUUUUGGAAGAGACUGAGGUGAAGCGAUUUAUAGUGUGUGAAAGCCGAGGAGAGGAAGAUGAACGAGCUGGAUAGCCUGAGGCAGGAGGCGGAGACGCUGAAGAAUGCCAUCAGGGACGCUAGGAAGGCGGCCUGCGAUACGAGCCUUGUGCAGGCCACCAACAAUCUGGAGCCCAUCGGCCGCAUCCAGAUGCGCACCAGGCGCACCCUGCGGGGCCACCUGGCCAAGAUCUACGCCAUGCACUGGGGCAGCGACUCCAGGAAUCUCGUGAGCGCGUCGCAGGACGGUAAGCUGAUUGUGUGGGACAGCCACACGGCGAACAAGGUGCACGCCAUUCCGCUCCGUAGCUCUUGGGUCAUGACCUGUGCGUACGCGCCGAGCGGCAGCUUCGUGGCCUGCGGCGGGCUGGACAACAUCUGCAGCAUCUACAGCCUGAAGAACCGCGAGGGCAAUGUGCGCGUGUCCCGCGAGCUGCCCGGCCACACGGGCUACUUGUCGUGCUGCCGCUUCCUGGACGACAACCAGAUCGUCACGAGCUCCGGGGACAUGUCGUGCGGCCUGUGGGACAUGGAGACGGGACAGCAGGUGGCGUCCUUCCUGGGGCACACGGGCGACGUGAUGGCGCUGAGCCUCAGCCCGCACGGGCGCGCCUUCGUGUCCGGCGCGUGCGACGCCAGCGCCAAGCUCUGGGACAUCCGCGACGGGCAGUGCAAGCAGACGUUCCCGGGCCACGAGAGCGACAUCAACGCCGUGACGUUCUUCCCCAACGGCUACGCCUUCGCCACGGGCUCCGACGACGCCACGUGCCGGCUGUUUGACAUCCGCGCCGACCAGGAGCUGGCCAUGUACAGCCACGACAACAUCAUCUGCGGCAUCACGUCCGUGGCGUUCUCCCGGAGCGGCCGCCUUCUGCUGGCCGGCUACGAUGACUUCAACUGCAACGUGUGGGACACGAUGAAGGCCGAGCGGUCGGGCAUCCUGGCCGGGCACGACAACCGCGUGUCGUGCCUGGGCGUCACUGAGAACGGCAUGGCCGUGGCCACGGGCUCGUGGGACUCAUUUUUGCGUGUAUGGAACUAAAGUAAUUGGCAAAUAAAACACAUUUCUUCAUGGAUCCAUUG